UUCAGGUUCAUUUGCACCUGUGUUUUCUCCCAGCUGGGCGGACGCUGACUGUAAGGUGACGCUUGCUCCGCUCGUCAUGGCCUACCCGGGAUACGGAGGAGGGUUUGGAAAUUUUAGCAGUCAGGUGCCAGGAAUGCUCCCUGGUGGAUACCCUGGAUACCCAGCAUACUUGGAUAGUUAUUCCUCAGGUAGUGACCCCAUGUGGACUUAUUUCACUGCUGUUGCUGGACAGGAUGGUGAAGUGGAUGCUGAAGAACUUCAGAAAUGUUUGACACAGUCUGGAAUUAAUGGAACUUAUUCUCCCUUCAGCCUGGAAACCUGCAGAAUUAUGAUUGCCAUGUUGGAUAGAGAUUAUACAGGAAAAAUGGGAUUUAAUGAAUUCAAAGAGCUUUGGGCAGCUCUUAAUGCCUGGAAGCAAAACUUCAUGACUAUUGAUCAAGACCAAAGUGGAACAGUAGAGCAUCAUGAAUUGAGUCAAGCCAUUGCUGUUAUGGGUUAUAGGUUGAGUCCUCAGACAUUAACUGCUAUUGUUAAGCGUUAUAGCAAGAAUGGCAGAAUUUUCUUUGAUGAUUAUGUUGCUUGCUGUGUGAAGCUUCGAGCAUUGACAGAUUUCUUUAAGAGAAGAGACCACUUACAACAAGGGUUUGUGAAUUUCAUAUAUGAUGAUUUUUUGCAGGGUACUAUGACAAUUUGAAUGUCUAGAAUUUGAAAGCUGAAGAAGUACUGUGAAUUAUUUUGCUGGGAAGAAACGAACUGGACUAUAAAUUUAAACUUUUGACACUUUUCAUCUCCUUUCUGCCUGGUCAGUCUCUCCCUUUUCUGUGUUUUUACUUUAACACACAAUUCAAAGCAAUAAAUGAGAUUUUUUUAAAAAUU
Messenger RNA from Carlito syrichta (Philippine tarsier), 876 nucleotides. It is a transcript of the gene GCA, whose product is annotated as grancalcin. The record is from RefSeq and is a predicted model, not a curated record. The transcript is spliced from 8 exons. NCBI's taxonomy places the organism in Eukaryota, Metazoa, Chordata, Mammalia, Primates, Tarsiidae. Gene Ontology annotation, molecular function: calcium ion binding. The coding region runs from base 77 to 694 and encodes 205 amino acids.